Molecule: messenger RNA, 790 nt
Organism: Musa acuminata subsp. malaccensis (wild Malaysian banana)
Lineage: Eukaryota; Viridiplantae; Streptophyta; Magnoliopsida; Zingiberales; Musaceae
Product: ubiquitin-conjugating enzyme E2 19
Source: RefSeq, a predicted model, not a curated record
CUCAGUGAUCCAAUACAAAGCGAGGAAGGCAGGAAGGGAAGGGAGGACACCCAAAAUGACGAGGAGAGAGAACCCAGACGUCCACGACAACAUCCCCACCACCACCCCCGCCGCCGCCGCCACUGCUCCCUCGGCCGCCAAGCAGCCGGCUCCUGUCGCCAAGGGCCACGACGGCCACUCUGUCCUGAAGAGAUUGCAGUCGGAGCUCAUGUCCUUGAUGAUGUGUGGGGAUCCGGGGAUAUCAGCCUUUCCGGAGGGAGACAACAUCUUUUGUUGGAAAGGGACCAUUCAUGGCAGCAAAGAGACAGCGUACGAAGGCAUGGUCUACAAGCUCUCCUUCGCCUUCCCCACUGACUACCCGAUGAAGCCUCCAAAGGUGAAGUUUGAGACCGCCUGCUUCCAUCCCAACGUCGACGUCUAUGGCAACAUCUGCUUGGACAUUCUUCAGGAUAAAUGGUCAUCUGCGUAUGACGUGAGAACCAUUCUGCUGUCAAUCCAGAGCCUUUUGGGAGAACCCAACAAUGAGUCGCCUCUCAACACCCAAGCAGCAGCACUUUGGGUGAAUCAAGAGGAGUUCAGGAAGAUGGUGGAGAAGCUGUGCAAGCCAACCUAGUUCAUGCAAUUCUUGCAACUAUGUAUCAGUAGUCCCACGUUGGGGAGAGGACAGAGCACUCAUGUUCCAUUCAUUCAUUGUUUCACCUCUCUCUCUCUCUCUCUCUCUCUCUCUCAUUACAGCAAAAUAGUGGAACAUUCACUUGAUUUAAAUGAAUUUGUUUAUCAUAUUUUGUCA